This is a messenger RNA of Monodelphis domestica (gray short-tailed opossum), 11050 nucleotides long. RefSeq lists its product as uncharacterized. NCBI's taxonomy places the organism in Eukaryota, Metazoa, Chordata, Mammalia, Didelphimorphia, Didelphidae. The record is from RefSeq and is a predicted model, not a curated record. Gene Ontology annotation, biological process: regulation of transcription by RNA polymerase II. Gene Ontology annotation, molecular function: RNA polymerase II cis-regulatory region sequence-specific DNA binding; DNA-binding transcription factor activity.
CUGUGUCUCUUCUCUAUCUGUCUAUUUCUUUUCUUCUCUCUAUCUCUCCUUUAAGACUCAGGUCUGACCAUGUCACUCCUAAGCACAAGCUGUAUGUUGAUUGCUGCUAGAAUAGAAUACUGUCUUCUUAACUCAUCAUUUAAAACUCCUCAUGGGGGCAGCUAUGUGGCUCAGUGGAUAGAGAGCCAGGCCUGGAAAUGGUAGGUCCUGGGUUCAAAUAUGACCUCAGAAACUUCCUAGCUAUGAUUGCCUAGCCCUUGCCACUCUUCUUACUUAGAACUAGUACUAAGACAGAAGGUAAGUGUUUAAAAAAUCAUUUCAAAAAAAUUAUUUCCAUUUAUAAAAUAAGCUUUAAAAAAUCAUUUCAGUAUAUUAAAUAAGCUUUUCUUUUCUGGCAUCCACAUCACAUUGUUGAGCUUCAGUCCAGUAAAGCCUUUAGGUUCCUUUCAUAUGUAACCACUGAUAAGCAAGAUCUUUCCCCAUCUUGAGGAAACGUAGAUGAUUUUUUGCAGGUAGGGUGUGUGUGUGUGUGGGGGGGGGCGGUUAGUGAAGGUUUUGACCAAAAAUUUGGACCCCCUGGGUGAGAAGAUUCACUCUGCCAGUGUGGACCUAGAGCUGGUCUGUAGUUUAUAAUCUUAGAAAGUUGCCUGGGGCACUGAGAACAUAAGAGACUUGCCAAAGGCCACACAGUCAAUUUGUGUCAGAGGCUUGAACCCUGAUCCUCUUGACUUUUGAGCCGAAUUCUCUGUUCACUAUAUCAAGCCCCUUAAGUGAUGCUAAUCACUAUUAAAUUAAAUAUUAUUAUUUGGGGUUCAUUUUUCUUACAUAAUUUUUUAUUUCAACUUUUCAUAAUUUCUUGUCAGUAUUUUAUCACCUAAUGUUUUAUAGCUGUUCUUCCUGGCUUUGUGCUCUUACAUUUAAUAACUAUAUUACUUUGGAACCAAUACACAUCCAAGUCAGUCUUACACUGGAACAGGACAGUUGAAAACAGAUCUAUGUGGCAAGACCUCCCUCUAGUUGACUUAAACCCAUUAAUGAAAACAUUUGCUAUGGCUCAUAUUAAUUUUAGACCAUAUUUUACUAUUUCCAUCUCAUCUAUAAGGAUAUAAGGGAAUUUGUGAAUGUUGAAUGCCUGGCUUAAAUCAAGAUAUGCUAGGCAUUUUACUAUCUUUUCUGGUGUAGUAUUUAUUUCCAAAGAAAAUAAUGAAUUUAAUCUCUUAUGACAUAUUCCUAGUGAACCCAUCCCAGCUCCUAAAAGUUAAGGGCAUCUCUGGUUCAUUUUUCUUCUUUCUCUCCAUUCUCAUCCACUAAAAUCAAUCAGGCUAUCUAUCUAUCUAUCUAUCUAUCCAUCUAUCUAUCCAUCCAUCCAUCUAUCCUAUCUAUAUAUCUUUAUCUAUCCUGUCUCUUUAUCUAUCCAUUUCCUUUCUCUUCCUGAACUCUGGUUCCACAUUCUCCAGCUGCAUGCUUAAACUCAGCAUUUCUCCAAAUUGAAUUUAUCUUUCCCCCAAAGAUCAUCUGUGCUCCCCACUUUCCUUUUUCCAUGUCUUUAUGGCACGUAGGUAUACACAGUCCUUUACCACAACCAUCUUACUAUUAGGUAAGCUUGUAGAAUUAGAUGAGACAUGUGGGAUCAUUUAGUCCAAAUCUGCACUUUACAUAUACAGGAGAAGGGAAGUUCCAUCAGCCUCUGUGGCCUUUCCACCCUAAAAUAUUCCUAUACCCCAUAGCACCUUUCUUCCAUUGACAAGUUCUUCCAUUUUAGAGGAAGAUCCCAGGCCAUCCAUCUAUCUUUUUCUGUUGUUCUUCCCACUCACACAGACUUGAAAUCACUCAACCUCAAUCCCAUACAUCUAGUCACUUGCCAUGUUCUUUAGAUUUUACCUCAAUAUUUUCCAAAUCUAUCUUUUUUUUUUAAAACCCUUACCUUCCGUCUUGGAGGCAAUACUGUGUAUUGGCUCCAAGGCAGAAGAGUGGUAAGGGCUAGGCAAUGGGGGUCAAGUGACUUGCCCAGGGUCACACAGCUUGGGGAGUGUCUGAGGCCAGAUAUGAACCUAGGACCUCCCGUCUCUAGGCCUGGCUCUCAAUCCACUGAGAUAUCCAGCUGCCCCCUCCCAAUCUAUCUUGUCCUUUCCACAAGUGCUGCUUCCACAACAAUACCUGGACUAAGUUGUACUGGCUUGUCUUCUAGCCUCCUUCUCCUUUUUCUUAUCCAUUCUUCAAACAGCUGCUUUCCAAAGCAGGAAGAUUCUGAGAUAACGGAAAACUUCAUGGAUAAAAGGUCAAUAUACCCUCUUCCUCUGGAGACAGUUUAAAAAUUCUUUUAAGUAUUUUCCAUGGUUAUAUGAUUCAUGUUCUUUCCUUCCCCCUUUUCCCUACCCUAUCCCAGAACUGACAAGCAAUUCCACUGGGUUACAUAUAACUUGAUACCUAUUUCCAUAUUAUUCAUUUUUGUAAUAAUGUUUUAAAAACCCAAACCCCACAUCCAAUAUCCAUACAAACAAGUCAUAAAUCAUAUGUUUUCCUUCUGAAUUUCUACUCUCACAGUUCUUUCUCUCCAUGUGGAUAGCAUUCUUUCUCAUAAACCCCUUGGGAUUGAAUGUGUCAGUCUCUGUGAGCAGUUCUCCUGGUUUUGCUCAUUUUAUUCCACAUCAGUUCCUGGCGGUCUUACCAGCUCUUGUGGAAAUUAAGCAGUCUUAUCUUUCCUUAUUGUACAGUAGUCUUCCAUCACCAUCAUAUACCACAAUUUGUUCAGCCAUUUCCCAACCAAUGGAUACCUCCUAAUUUUCCAAUAUUUUGUUACCACAAAGCACGGCUAUGAAUAUUUUUUUACAUUUUUCAUUUUUAUCUCUUUAGGGUACAAACCCAGCAGUGGUAUGCCUGGAUCAAAGGGCAGACAGUCUUUUCAAGCCCUUUGUAUAUAAUUCCAAAUUAAGGCAGCCUAUUUUGUUAUCCCAAAGUCUGGGCUGCUGUCCGGCACCUGGACUUCCUAGGCCUGUGGGAAAGAAGGGCUCUGGGGAUUGGAGUUUUUCCCAAAGAUAGUUUAUUGUCCCAACUCCAUGUAAGAACGACUCUCCACAUCCGUUUUCUGCCGCUUUCAGAUCCACACUGUCUCCCUCUGUCCUUCCCUCCCUCCUCCAGGCCGUGGUGGUCAGCAGUUUGAUCUGGAUCAUACAUGCGUUAGCAUCCCAAGCCACUUCCAUCCUGGUCCUUGUGGUAAGAGAAUCCUCAGAUAACAGCAAACCCCCCCGCGUAGAAACCCGAAGGCACCAAAGGGGAAAAGUGUCCGCAACUUUGCUCUGCAUCCCGAGCCGCCAAAUCACCAAACUUGUAGCCAGUCAUUGUGUACCCUCUGCUUUGGGGACUCCUCCCUCUCCCCCUCCCUCCGUGCUGUAAUGGGCACUGGGCACCCUGGCACGCCAGUACCCGCCCCUGGGUCCGGCCAACUCUAGACGCCAUUUGCAGGUUUGGGGACUCCUGCUCUAUUUCUUGGGAGUGGGAGAUCCGCCUGCCUCAGCCCCCGACCCCAAGCUCUGAAUCGGGAGGCCGGACUCCCCGGGUUUAUUUAGUCUGUACCCUUAGGCACCGAGCUGGGAAAUGGCAAGAGGAUGGGGAAAGGGGGCAUUUGGCGACCGGCUGGUCACUGGCGGAGCUGGAGAGCAGGACAAACGGGGACCUGCCGAUGGGCAGCUGGCAGGAAAGGGCAAGAUCGCAAAUGAAAUUAGAGCAAUCCUGGUCUGCCUCACUGACUAGAAUGGGCGGGAUCUGCUUGUAUACCUUUCUGGGUCUCCGUGGCCACUCCGGUAGGGCACACUUGGGGCUUUAGCUGCCAGGAGGGAGUGGGAAUCAGCUCGCGGCGGGUGGUUUGGGCGGAGGAAGGACCCAGGGAGUUCUCAGCUCCAGGGGCGAGCCAGAGAGCAGAAUCCCGCUCGGCCCUUGAACCCCGCCUCUGCCUCUCACGCAGGCUCCUCCCCUGAGUCCCGCCCCUUCAUCACGGGUAGCUCCAGAGUCCUAGCCCUGCCUCGCGCUAGGUCCCUCCUCUGCACCACACUAGGCCCCGCCUCUUCCAUCGCCCCGUCCUUGCACGAGGCAGGUCCCUGUGUCGCACGAGGACGCCCUACUUUGACCGAGGCUCCGCCCCUGUGAUUCCCCCCUAUUUGGUGCGAGGCCCCGCCCUUGUGUCCCCACCUAAAGCCAUAUGAGAUCUUAACCCUUGGCACUGCGUAUGCGUAGCACAGGCAUUGCCUAUGCGUCGCACGAGGCUCCUCUGCUCCGCUCCUACGACGCCGACGCUGCACACAGGUUCCGCCCCUUCUCUCCGCUUCUUCUUCUCUUCCGAGGGUGGAGUAUCGGUUUGCUCUUCUGUGAAAUGGAGGACAAGUUCUACUAGAGGGUUAUUGGACGGAAGCAGCUUCCACUCUGCUAUAGGGCCCUUCUGGAUCGGGACCAACCUUCUAAGACCCCAGGGUUUAGAACUGGAAGGAAAGAGCCUAAUAUACCAUCCAGGCAAGUCUCCUUUCUCCAUUCCCCCUUCCCCUCCCCUCCCCCCCCCCUUUUAUCGCGGAGGGCAGAAAGGCGGGGAGAGAGAAAGAACCAGAGUGUAAGUGGGAUUCGCAUUUAGUCCCUCUAAUACCAAACCGCUGCUAUUUGCAUUACUACAAGCUACACCUGUUCCCACUCUAAGCAAAAGGUGUGCCUGGAUCUCCCAAGGCAGUGGCAUAAAAUUAAAAGAGAAACAAGGAUCCCUAAGCCUUAAAUGACGAUACCUGGGCUCCUACAUAUGGACUUAGUUUUAAAUUUGUUAUCCAUAUUUUAUUUUAUUUUCAUUUAUUUUUGUCAACUAUUCCCAAUUAUAUUUUAUAAUGUUUAGGCGGCACUUGGUAGUGUGGUACGCCGCAGGCAGCUAACAAGCCCCACGCUUGACUCCUCUGCUGCGUGAUCAGCCCCUCUCCCCUCUCCUCGAUACCCGCCCAAGUCAGUAUGAUUACAGGAGUAUUUGGUUCCUGAGAUCUACUAUAGAGCUUUCUCAAGGAUUAGUCUUUUGAACCCAGACCCUCAGGGCUUUUGGGGUGGUGGGCCUAGGGGGUGAGCUAGGAUGUCCAUUUUUGUUGAAGAAAUUUGGGAAGAGAUGUUGCUGGCUACACCAAGCUUAGGGGUCCCUAAAUAAAAUGGGGAAUUUGAGGGGAUCGGAAGGGGAAUCACAUGUGGAGAAUUGACCCAGUCAAGCUUGAUUAACCCCAAAGUCCCGCAAUCUCCACUUUCCCACUUCUGUACCUAAUUGGCUUGUGGGGAGGAGCUGUGGGCAGGUUCCUCCUGAAUCACCUGUGGCUGAGAAAGGGGAGAUCCAGCUGGGGAAGCUGGAGGAUGAACUCUCUCAUGACUUAUUCUUCUCUUGGCCUCUCUUGCUAAGGUUGCUUCUCUCCUCCUCUCUCAGAGGAAACAAGGAAGAAGAACUGAUGGCAGCUGCAGACCUGAGGGUCAGGUCUCAGGGUCCUGUGAGGUUUGAGGAUGUGGCAAUAUAUCUCUCGAAGAAGGAAUGGGAACUAAUGGACUCCACUCAGAAGAGACUGUACAGGCAGGUGAUGCUGGAGACCUAUGAGAAUGUUCUCUCAGUGGGAACUCCUCAUGACAAGCCAGCAAUGAUUGUGCAUCUGGAACAAGAGGAAACAGCAUGGAGCCCAGCUCUGCAGAGACCUCGGAAGAAAAAGAAAAAGAAAAAGAAAAAGAAAAAGCAACAGCACCGCCGCCGCCGCCGCCACAGCCUGGAUGAUGGGGCAAAGACUAAAACUAAGGACUGUUAUCCAAAACAGGAAAUUAAUGAAGAUAUAGGAUCACAGAGGAUGUUAUCAGCAGGAGUCUCGGGGGCUAUUGUCCAGGUUCCAGAGUUUCAAGGAAGUUCUGACUGUGAAGGCAGGUUAGAACUACAGCAAGGAAGCACAGCAGGCAACACAUUAAGAAAAUCUACUGAGGAGAAAUAUUUCUGGCAUGUGACUCUUUUGCCCAGCAAUGCUGCUUCAGAGAAGAGAGGCCAUGAAUGCAAAGGAAUCCUGGAUCUGAACUUUAAGAUGGUUCCACACCCAAGAAAUCUUUCAGAAGAAAGAGCUCAGCAAUGUUAUUCUCGUAACUACAGUCACAAACAAAACGCAGUGUCUUUAAGAUAUCAGCUAACUGAUAAAGAAAAGAAACCCUCUAUGGGUGGGGCAGCUGGCAGUUGGCGUUCAAGCUUUGAUUUCAAACGGUGUAAGAGCAAGCUAUACAAGUGUAAUGAGUGCGGGAAAAUCUUUGGAGGGAACUCACACCUUAUUAGACACCAAAGAAUUCAUAGUGGAGAGAGGCCCUAUGAAUGCAAAGAAUGUGGGAAAACCUUUAAUCAGAAUUCUGUACUAGCUAAACAUCAAAGAAUUCAUACUGGGGAAAAGCCCUUUGAAUGUAACGAAUGUGGGAAAGCUUUCAGAGGGAGUUCUGCCCUUACUGAGCAUCAGAGAGUUCAUACAGGUGAGAGACCUUAUGAGUGUAAUGAAUGUGGAAAAAAGUUUAGAGGAAGAGCAGAUCUAAUUCAUCAUCACAGGAUUCAUAGUGGAGUAAAACCCUAUGAGUGCAAAGAAUGUGGGAAAGCCUUCAUACGGAGCUCAGGCCUUAGUCAGCACUAUAGGAUUCAUAGUGGAGAGAAGCCCUAUGAAUGCAAAGAAUGUGGGAAAACCUUCUCAGGAAGCUCAGGCCUUAAUCAGCAUCAGAGAAUCCAUAGUGGGGAGAAGCCCUAUGAAUGCAAAGAAUGUGGGAGAGCUUUUCGGGUGAGGUCAGGUCUUAUUAGACAUCACAGGAUUCAUAGUGGAGCAAAGCCCUAUAUAUGUGAAAGCUGUGGGAAAGCCUUCAGGUGGCGUUCAGGCCUCAACGACCAUCAGAGUGUUCACACUGGGGAGAAGUCUUAUUCAUGUACUAAGUGUGGAAAAGCCUUCAGGGGGCGCUCAGAUCUUACUAAACAUUGGAGAAUUCAUACUGGUGAGAAACCCUAUGAAUGUAGUGAUUGUGGGAAAGCCUUCCAUCAAAACUCUAGUCUUGCUCAGCAUAAAAAAAUUCACAAAGGGUAACUGAGUAUAGUAAAUAUCAGAGAAACUUCUGUCAGACUUGUUUUGCUUGGUCCCAGAGAAUACAAAGCAGAGUCAGACUCCAUAAAUGAUUGUAACUUCUUUAAAGGCAGAGCUGAUUUGUUUUGUAUAGCAAGUAAGUGCUAUUCCAGAUUGGUAUCUAGUCAAGAUGUUUUGGCAUUGGCUCAUCAAAAUGGUGAUGAGGGGAUAGUUAAGAGACACAUUUCUCUCCACCAAAUACCCCUUCUUUUGCCUUCAGUUCACUUUGGCAUGGCCUUUGCUGUCACUUCUCUACCUCUCAUCUCUCUACUACUCAUCUCUCUACCUCUAAUCUAACAUGCUCCAAAAGCUGAUAACAAUUUUAUGGCCAGGUGUUGGAGCAGUGUCCUCAUCUCCAUCAGUCAACACCAGUACCAUUCUUUCAGACUGAAGUCAUCUGCAUUUCAAACGGUUUUCACCAUUUGUAUCUCCCUGGCCUUUUUUGCAUCUACACUUAAAUGGAUGUUAUUUAUGUUAUUUUUCUAGAUAAAAUGUUAGCUCCAUGGACAGCAGGGUCAUUUUUUCCUUAGUUACAUGGUCUUUUUUGUGUCUGGCUUCUCUGUCUGAUUUUUAUUCCUUUUCAAUAGAGGGAUGGCUUUGGAGUCAGGGAGAGCUGGGAUCAAGGUCUGCCUCUAACAUUUAGCAGCUUUGCAACUAUGGACAAGUCACUCAAUCUCUGGCAAUUGUAAGGCAUGCAUGUUUUUUUAUUAAGCCCUUAUUAAAAGCACCUACUCUAUGUCAAGCACUGGGAGAGAUUCUGAAGAUGAAAACUCCAAAUAGGACUGCCCUCAGAGAACUUCUACUAGAGAGAGUAUAUGUGUGCAAAUAAGCUCAGUACAAGAGCCUUAAAUGGGAGAGAGAGUACGACCAUCAGAAAAGAUCAAGGACACUCCCCAGAGAAGGCAGCUUUUCAUCUGCAAGACGUGAAGGAAGCUAUACUCUGAAAGGUAUAAUGAGGUUGGAAGGCAGCCCAGGCAUGGGGCAAAUUCAUGAAAGGAGGAAAUGGAGUUUUGAGUUGAGGGAGCAGUUGAUCAGUCUGACUUGAAUGUAGAGUUCACGAUGGGGGGAAAAACAUAAGGUUGGACAGGUGAGUAGAAAUCAACAUGCCGAGGGCCUUAAAGUCCUUAUAUAUUUCCUGAAUACUUGCCAAAGGUCCACCUCGAGUUCUACUUUUCUCCUAAGCUUUUGUUGACUGCUAAAGUACAUCCACUGAUUAUUCCCAUUUUGGAACUCUUGUAGUAACUUGCCUGUAACAAUUUAAGCCAUGUUUUUGUUGUUCUACCUUAAAUUCUUUGAGAUCAACUUAGUUAUCUUGGUUAUUAUUUUAUCUCCUAACAGUCGUCUCUCCUCUGAAAGUCCUUAUUAGGGGAAAAUGAGAAGGCAAGAUUGGAAGCACUGAGACUCUGUAACCUCCUGGGUCAGUAAUGGAAUGGUAUUUAUUGGACAGACAGCUUGCUGUGUUCCUAUAUGUUCGAUCAGCAUAGACCAUGGAGUCCAGGAAUAAAUGCCCUUGUCCCAUCACAGCCAUUCCUGGGAAGGGGCAGGGUCCAUGCUAGCCCUGAGCUCACUACUUAACAGGAGAGGUGGUUCCUUUUUCCAAACUGUAGGACAUCUGCCCUAAUGAAGAAAGAGAAAUGGCAUAAAGAGGCCAGAAUGUAAGGAGAUGGAAAUCAGAUAGAAGUAGCUUAUAGUGGCUUGGCCCAUAAAGGUUCUACAGUUAAUGUGAAUGAGGCUUUGAGGCCAUUUCCACUCUCAUGAAUUUGUCUUUGAUCAUCUCUUCACAAACAAAUUAGUGUGCUGAGCUGAGAGUGAAGGAGAAAAUGGCAAACUACCUAGCUUUUUCAGUCAUUCCUGGGCAGCCAUCUGGAUCCCCGAACCUGGAACUCACCAUAAAACAUUGAUUGGCCUGGGGCUCCCAAAGGUGUGGAAUGGGCCUGGCAAAUUCCAGAGCAUGCAAUGCCCAUUAAGGACAUCUCCAGUCUCCUUAAAUGAAACAUCUGCGAAGAGGUUCAUCUGUCAGUGUGUGCAUCUCUAUCUGUUGGCCACCAGUUGCUUCAGCUUUGGGGCUUCACAUAUUCUAGACUCAUCUUCUCCCUGGGCUCGCUCUCCUCUCCAAAGUCCUAUUGGUGAUAGUGGAAGGAGCAUCACAUUUGGUAGUUAGGACUCUUAUUCUGCUACAACUACUUACAUGACUUAACUUCCCUGGGACUUAGUUUCUACAUCUGUAAAAUGACCUAUAAGGUCUCUCCACCCUUAAAUCUCGGAUCCUAAUGUCUACAGCGACUAUAAAAUUCCAGUCCCUUCCUACAAAUUACCACACUAGCUUUCACUUGAGAAGAACAAGAAAAGAAGAAGCACUAAAGAUUCACAAUUUUACCUUGGGCCCUGCACUUGGAUGGGAUCUAUAAACACAAGUUGCUCACAAACACCUGGCCCAUUGGUCCCAAGGUUCUGGCUUCCAGGGGAAGGGCUUCACUGAUCCCUGUUGUUUGGAUUACUUAGGUUUUCCAAUUGUUUCUGGAUUCUUCACAGUCUCAUCUUGGAAUAAGAUGAUUAUUCACUUUUGACUAUAGACAGGAGUCAUCUUGUGUGUCUAGUGUCAAUGUAUAGAGUUAAAAAUGCUCAUUUGUGAAGAAUUAUAGAAUCAGAUAAGAUAUAAGAGAUUGGACUUGAGAUGAGAACUCUGAGUGAUGACAUAAUCUAUGAUGAAUAGGACUGAGUUGGUAAGGCUGGAAGGAGGAAGGAGAACAGUAAGGAAGUCAAAUGAGGCUGGAAAUACCAGGAGAACCAAUUCCGGUUAAAUGUAAGUGGGUGGUGAGGACAGCUGAGAAUAGCUAGGUCAACUUCAAAGGGAAGAUCCACAAAUCCUUUAUUAUUUUAAUUUUUAAAUAUUUUUUCACGUUCACAAAUCCUUUAAAGUAACCCAGAUAGAAAGAUCAUUUCUUCCAUAACCAGCAUGGGGAGUGGCAGGAGGGAUGAGGAGAGGUUCUAACUGGGCCAGGGCAGAUCUAGAAAGAGAACCUAUAUAGCCAACCAGCAAUGGCUCAUUUGGGCAGCUGGGCAAAGCAGGACUCCACAGCCUGCUUCACUUGCCUUAGGCCGUGACAAAUGUGAACUGUGGCAGAAAUAGGGACCUCUUCAGUCAAAUAAUGGCAGUAGUUUUCUUACUGUAGACAAGUAAAAGAGACCCCCCUCCCUCCCCUCCUAGUGUUAGGGUGUCAGGAACCUAAGAACAAAUGAAGUUAGCUCCAUUUCAUGGAUUCUUUGGUAGAGAAUGAUUCCAAGGAGAACAAUGUCUUGGUUUCACUGCUCACCCUGUCCUUGACAUUAGCUCAGCAGUUGCAGUUGAAAAACUGUUGUCUACCUUCUCCUGGCUUGUCUUUGCUUUAUCUCCUCUUCUCCUGUGUCACUGCCUCUACUGUCUCAUCUUUAUCUGUCUUUCCCCUCUCAUCUCUUCAACAUGUCCUUUAUCCUCUCUCUCUCUUCCUCCACUCUGUCUGUGUCUCUUCUCUAUCUCCUUUCUCUUCUCUCUUCCUCUACUCCCUCUCUGUCUCCUUUCUGGUCUCUUCUCUCUCUCCUUUCUCCAUUAUGUCUACCUUUACUGUUUCAUCUUUAUCUGUCUUUCCCUUCUCAUUUCUUCAACAUGUCUUUCCUCUAUCUCUGCCUCCACUCUUCUUUAUCUCUGUCUCAUCUCUCUUGACCCCUCCACACUCCUUUUUAUCUCUCUCACUUCUAGUCUUUUUCUCCAUCUCCUUUCUCCUCUCUCUUCCUUUGCUCUCUUUUUUAUCUCUGUCUCUCCCUUCUCCUGGCUUGCCUCUUCUCUAUCUCCUUUGUCCUCUCUCUCUGCCUCUAUUCUCUCUUUCUUUCUCCCUUCUGGCUUAUCUCUUUUCUAUCUCCUUUCUCCACUCUUUCUACCUCUACCCUCCCAU